Messenger RNA from Racocetra persica, 215 nucleotides. NCBI's taxonomy places the organism in Eukaryota, Fungi, Glomeromycota, Glomeromycetes, Diversisporales, Gigasporaceae. The record is from the annotation of a GenBank genome assembly.
AUGCUUGCUUUGAAUCUGGCAUAUAAUGGGCCUUGGGAUAAAGAAGCUAUAAAUUGGAAGAUAGAUUUUGGUACUUUGAUAUUGAAUAAUAUGAAGUAUAAGGAUAUGUGGAAAAAUUUCAAACCCAAGGCUCUAUUAUUUUAUACAGAAGAAAAUGUAUUGGUUGAAAUAGAAGUUGAAGAGAUUGAAGAUUGCAGAGGUUAUAGUAAAGAUUG